AACGGACGGAGGCGGACGGAGAGAACCGGAGCCGUCUGGAGGAGAGAGGGGGCGGCAGAGAGAGCUUCACCCGCAUCACUGUCGUUUCUGCAGCGGAUCGGAGAGGAGAGAACCACCGGAGAACCACCGGAGAACCACCGGAGACCCACCGGCGGCUUGUUCACAGCGUCGUCAGCAUGACUAAAGAGGAGAACCUGGAGGUGCAGGAGAAGGAGAGGCACGACCGGGAGGAGCAGGAGGAAGGUCGGGUCCAGAAGGAGGAGGAGGAGGCCCUGACCGAGGAGGAGGACGAAGACGAGGAGGACGAGGAGGAGGACGAGGAGGAGGAGUACGAGCUGGAGGAGGAGAGAGAGACAGAGGAGAGAGCCGAGGACGAGGAGGAGGAUGAGCCAGAGGAGGAGAGGGAGGAGAGGGAGGAGGAUGGAGAGCCUUCCAGCGGCCGGGAGGUGGAACCAGAACCAGAACCAGAACCAGAACCAGAACCGCUGUCGGUGUCUGAGUACCAGAGUCCGGUCCACGAACCGCGACGCCGUGCCAUGGUUCACCCCUCAGCCCAGGCCCCGCUGCCCAAAGACUACGCCUUCACCUUCUUUGACCCCAAUGACCCGGCCUGCCUGGAGAUCCUCAUGGACCCUCGGACCUCCAUCCCCGAGCUGUUCGCCAUCGUCCGUCAGUGGGUUCCUCAGGUGCAGCACAAGAUCGACAUCAUCGGCAACGAGAUCCUGAAACGAGGUUGCCACGUCAACGACCGCGAUGGUUUGACCGACAUGACGCUGCUUCACUACAGCUGUAAGGCCGGAGCUCACGGAGUCGGUGACCCGGCGGCGGCGCUACGACUCACCAGUCAGCUGAUCUCUCUGGGGGCUGACGUCAGUCUGAGGAGCCGCUGGACCAACAUGAACGCUCUGCACUACGCCGCCUACUUCGACGUCCCAGAGCUGAUCCGAGUCCUGCUCAAAGCGGCCAAACCCAGAGUGCUGAACUCCACCUGCAGCGACUUCCACUACGGCACGGCGCUCCACAUCGCCGCCUCCAACCUUUGUCUGGGAGCCGUCAAAUGUCUGCUGGAGCACGGAGCGAAUCCCACCGUCAGGAACGAUAAGGGCCAGGUCCCCGGAGAGGUGGUCCCUGACCCGAUGGACAUGAGCCUGGACAAGGCGGAGGCGGCGAUGGUGGCCAAAGAGCUGAAGCAGCUGCUGCUGGACGCCGUCCCGCUGAGCUGCAACCUUCCCCGAGCCACGCUGCCCAACUACGACAACAUCCCCGGAAACCUGAUGCUGUCUUCACUGGGCCUGAAGCUGGGAGACCGAGUGGUUCUGGACGACAUGAAGCUCCAGAGAGACCAGAGCCGAGACGACGGCCCGGCUGAAAACCUCACUCAGAGCGGCACUUUGAGGUUUUGCGGCACCACGGAGUUCGCCAGCGGUCAGUGGGUCGGCGUGGAGCUGGAUGAACCAGAGGGGAAGAACGACGGCAGCGUGGGCGGCGUCCGAUACUUCAUCUGCCCUCCCAAACUCGGUAUUUUCGCUCCAGUGUCAAAGAUCUCCAAAGUCAUGGACCAGACGCCUUCCUCCGUCACCUCGACCCCCAGAACUCCUCGCAUCGACCUGGCCUCCCGCCUGGCCGGGAAGACCAAGAAGGAGAAAGAGAAGAAGGAGAAGGAGAGGGAGAAAGCUCAGAGGAAGAAGUCUUCAGUGGCCAGUCUGGAUCCGGAGGGGUUGAAUGUUGAGGUUGGAGAUCAGGUUCUGGUGGCCGGACAGAAAAACGGCACUGUGCGCUUCUACGGAAAGACAGACUUCGCUCCAGGUUACUGGUUCGGCAUCGAGCUCGACCAGCCGACGGGGAAACACGACGGUUCGGUGUUCGGCGUCCGUUACUUCAGCUGCCUGCCCAAAUAUGGAGUGUUUGCUCCGCCCUCCCGCGUCCAGAGAAUUGGUGGACCCAAAGACGGCUCACAGACCGACGGAUCGAUGGUGAAGAAGGUCCACCAGGUCACCAUGUCGCAGCCCAAACGUAACUUCAACACGAUGCGUUCCCCUAAAGACCUGACUUCUGAGAGCUCCAUAUCCAGGUUGCUGUUCUGCUGUUGGUUUCCGUGGAUGCUUCGUGCUGAGAUGCAGUCCUAACCACGCCCUCUUCCUCUUCCUGCUCUUCCUCCUCUUCCACCGGAUUGAUCUCUCGGCUCUACUUUCUGUCCAUCUUUUUCCUUUCCUUCUCUCUCUGAGCCUCCUUCAAACUCCUCGUGGUGAAACUCCGUCCUCCUCUUUCUCACUCUCAGCCCUCCAAUUUAGCCGUUCUAUAGCAGAAUCUAUAGUGCCUUGUAUCUGAUCGAAACGUCCUGCAUUCCUUUAAACAAACCCAGAAUCCAGCUCCGCUAAAGCAAUCGCCCCAGAGUACCGUCUUUGCCCUUUGACCGUCCCUGCUCGGUGUUCGUUCCUCCACCAGGGGCCACAUAACGCUAGUCUGUGCUGCUGCUUGUUUUGUUUUCGCUGCUACUAGCUUUGGGUCUUUCUGAAAUACUGGCCGAGCUUUGGCACCGGAUUGCUGAGUAUUAGGAGACAACGCUGAUGUUUGUUUAGUCCGUUAAGUCCUGAAAUGUAACCUGCAGAAGCAGCAGAACGUCCUGAAGGGGGCAGUGUUACAGAGUGUUUGGGUGGUUGUGCAGGAAGUGUUUCAUUCGCUGGUUUGGACCCAGAUCUGGCUGCUGCAGCUGAGAACAGAGCUUCAUUUAACAGCUGCUGCCUUAUUCCAGGCGCUUUUCUUUACGCUCACAUCUGGUGCUGCUUUCAAAUGAAGCUGUUUUAAUGUGAGGAGUCCGUAUGAACGCCCACCUGAAAGCUCACGACUUUCAACAUUUUCAGAAACAGUGGAGCUCAUAGAAGUUCCAUUAUUGGUGGAUAUAUUGGAAUUUUAUAACAGAAAUGUCUGAGAAAACUGCUGAUAAUCCAAAUGGCCUUAACUUUUAUUUAUGCCUUUGCAUUUUCUACAGUAUGUUACCUGACAGCUAAAUUGCUAAUUAGUUAGCCUUCACCCAAUCUGGACAUCAUCAACACAAAUCAUUACCUAAAAAUAUCGGUCACUAGUGACGUCCUCUACCUUCCACUUAGCGAGGCAAAAUGCAGCUUUGUAGCACGUUAGCAUAGCAAAAGGGUGUGUUUUAACCCGAAUCAUGAUUCUGUCCUAAACCUAGCAGCUUUAGUGGGUAAACCUGCCGGAGUAGUUCUGGAGGGAAAACUUAACCGUAGGUUUGGCGGCUGAUCUUACUGAAGCAGUUUUAGUGAGAAAACUUACACAGUUAGUUUUGGAUCUUAAACUUAACCAGACAGACGGAAAAGUGAAAGUCAAAAUGAGACUUUAGUGAAAUAACAAAACUACAUUUUGGUCCAAGACAGAACUGCAAAUUAAGACAAUCAGCUGAUUUACGCCACCACCACACCUUGUUAGGUUUUGAUGGUAAAUACAAAAUCCGGUCUUUACCACCAGUAAAUGAGGUGGAAGCUCUCCUGCAGAGCUACUGGAAGGUGAAGAGGUCAUGAUGAGUGACGAUAACAUGCAUCGAGACAUUUUAUUUCCACGUCUUAUGUGGUAUUGAGAAGCUUGUGAGUUCCGUUUGAAGGCAGAAGUAGUCAGCAUAAAGAAAAGCGCUCGUUGUUUCUGGUAACCAUGGUAACCUGUGUGAAGGUAGCUCAGCAUCAAAGCUUCAGAUUCACUGUAAAAACUCAAAACUGUGGGUGAAGAACUUGAAUCACCUGCAUGCUUUAAUCUCAGACGUGAAAACAGGGUUCUAUUGUUUUUAUGUUCUUUUUUUUUAAUCUUUCUUUGUCUUAUUUUUUAUUUCGCUGUUGGGAUGUGACGUCACAAAGUGGUUCUUUGUUAAAUAUCUCAACAAGUUAGCCUUUUUUCUGUGUUUGCAGCCAGUUUCCAACGCGUCCGACCGCACAGAAAACCGCUUGUUUUUUUCUUCAUGCUUUGAAAAACAUAAUUAAUAGAUCUAUAGUUGACAUUAGAGCAGCUACACAUGUAGAGAAACUGUCAUUAUUAGUCAAUGUAUUGCCAAAUACAAACUGUAGUAUAUUAUAGAGGAUAUGAAGAGCUGCACUCGUAAUCCGUCGUUAACCAAAACCUGCUAACUGACCCAAAACCAUCUAAAGUGUCGAGUGUUUCAGCCCCGGUACAGGAGAUAUUAACGCUUUUGUGUUGCCAAAAUAAGCUUCAUUUAAACUUUAAACUGACAGUUUGGAGUUGAACGUUUGUUUACGAUAAUCAGACAGUAACCUUUUUAAUAAUCGUAUGUAGAAUUAUAAACCCUCUCCAGAGAUAUUUGUAAAACUCUUCCCCUCUUUCUCCUCCUCUUCUUCUUCCCUCAUCCCUCUCCCUCCAUUUAAAUAAGACUUUUUGUGAAUGUGAGCAUCUGCGAAAAAGACAAAACCGAGUUAACCUAUGUGUGUGCUUAGUGUUCAAAUCUCUCUCCAAGUCUGUGCAUAACUGAAAACAGCAAUAUGUAAACAGUGUACCUAUCUGUGUGGAAAUGGUUCCUGUGUUAACGUCUCUUUACACCGAUAGAGAACCAGCCGAGGCCGCCGAGAAAACAGCCAGAUAGACCCAAGAUACCGAUGUUUGGAGGCACGACAUUCCACAUUUCAAGAGUCAUUUCAGUUCGUUUUGACAAGUUAGCGAAAGAAUUACCCCCAAAACUGGCAGAUAAUGGUAGGGUUUAAAUUUUAAAAUGAUAAAUCUAAUAUUUACAAUCCUCAAUGACAGUCAUCAGGUUGCAUUAAGUCACAAAAGUCAGCACAGACAUGCUACGUUCUCCUUACUUUAGCCGUGUAGCUAAUUUUACAGAAAGUCUUUUAGCUCCUGUAAGGUUAAACUUUGAGGUCUGGAAUUCUAAACUUAUAUUAUUGACAAGUUAUGCAAAAUAUUUGGUGAUUUGCAGAGUUCAGGCUAAAAGAAUUUUCUAAUUUUUGUUAUUUAAACGUGACUUAACCCCUUAAGCUUCAGUGUACCGCCGGCGGUACACCUACUAAUUUGUAUAGGAAUUUCAAGAAUGUCCGACGGGUGCAAACGCGAUUAUACAAACACUAUACGCCGAUGGAAAGCUUAGAUUCUCAUGAAUCCGCCGGUAUAAACCACUUUCAGAUGUGAUUACCACAGAGGGUGAGAAAAACACAUUUGUCCGACAAAAACAAAUAUUCAUCCAUCCGUUCUCUAUACACGGCUUCAACGCACACAGCGCGACUCACAUUUCCGGGUUCAUUAUUACACACAGAUGAAAAUAUUCCACAAAAAACGGCCAUAAUCCAACCUUGGACAUCCAGAUGACACAAGCUAGUAAACUAUUUUAUCCAAAACAUGUCCUGAAGUCGGUAUAAAAUCCCCAAAUCGGUCGUUUUCAAUGCACCUCGCGAUGUGCGUCCAAUAUUCCCUGUAUUUUUCGUAAUUUUUUUUAUUUAAAAAUAGAAUAUUAGCGAUUUUUUGUACUGAAAACGGCUGGAAAUGACUGAAGCUUAAACGGUUAAUCCGUACAAGGACAAAAAACACAACAUUUAUGAGCUAAUGUUGUUUCAGUAAUCAUAAUUUUAGAAACUAAAAGAUAUCACCUAUCAAAUAAGGUCUAUUUGUAUUUUGGCUUCACUAUUCUUUUGUUGUAAGCUUUUCCAUUUCCCAAAUAGAUGAAAAUUCCCGUAAAAAAGGGGCCGGAUGUCAGGAGGUUUGUGCUCAUGUUUAGUUUUUAAGCAAAUCAUUCACAUUUCAACUCUGGAAACACACACUAUGCAUCCAGAAGUGUAAUUUGUUUAUGCAAUCUUGGUCUUUUAUGAUUAAACAAUUAGCCUUUCACAUUCUUGCAGAAGGAAAAUGGCUCUUUAAACUUGGAAAGUGUCUCUUGAAGUUCAAAGUACUUUGAAAGAACCAACAGAAGGAGCUUUCUCUGUGUUAGCAUAAAGUUGUCGGCAGUCUCGGCUGAAGGAGACGCUCUGUGGUUGCUCCUGCACACUGCUGUGGAUAACUGUUCUGUCUGUGCACGUGGAAUCUGCUUCAACAUCACACUAGUUACUACUACUCACUGACGCUCAUCAGGUUUAGCUGCAGAAUUCAGCCCGUAAAGGAACGAAGCUUUCGGACAAAUAGCAGAAACGGCACUUUGUUCGACCCUCAAGCUUUGUUGUGAGGCGUAAACUGAGCUGUGUGGACAGAAAUGACCGACACUGUAGCGCUAAAGGUGCUUUCUCACCUGACAGAUCUGGUUUUCUUUGCUUGUUAAGCUACAGAAUUUCAAAACAGAUUCUAAAAUUAGUUUGAGCAUCUUUACAGGAAUGGAAAACAUCCUGAAAACUACAAUCUGCUCAGAAUUUUCAUUGUUGUAAGACGUCCCAGGAUGGGGAUGUAGUAAUGCUAAUGCUAGGUCAGUUAGCCUUAUCAAAUCUGCCACAUCUCACAACUUAAAUGUGGACUUUUAGGCAAUUUUCUGAAACAAAGAGUCGACUCUGAGCUGUUGAAGCGUUCCAAGAACAUCCUGGAAGACUUUUUGCGUUGAUACGAUAUGCAGAUGACUCACAAUUUUGCCUUCUCAACAGAUAAUACAAUCUAAUUUGGGACGUUUUUAGCAUAAAUUUGUACUUUUAGCAGUUUGUCUGAAACAAAGAGUCGACUCUGAGCUGUUGGAGGCUUCCAGAAAUAUCCUGGAAGACUUCAUGUUACUACAGUAUGCAGAUGGCUCACAGCUUUACCUUAUCGAACCAAUACAACCCAGAUUUCCAGGUCUCUCAAAAUAAAUGUAAACUUUUUGGCACUUUUCUAAAGCAAACAACUGUCAAAGCAGCCCAGAAAUAUCUUGAAAGUUAGCACAAUACGCAGAUGACUCACUGGUUUAUCGAACAAAUAAAUCAAAUUGUCCACAUCGCUCAAAACAAAACCAGACUUUUAGACGCUUUCCUGAAACAGUCGACUCUGAAGUGUCCUGGGAGACUUCACGUACGCCGAUAUGCAGAUGACUCACAGCUCUACCUUCCUAAACUCACGCUACUCCCCUCCGCCAUCCCACCCCGACCCCGAACGUUAGAGCCUGAUGAACUGAAGUUAACCCUCGCCGUGUUUAUAGUUCCCCACUAGAGUGCGCUGUCGCAGCACGUUGAAGCUCCACAGAGUCCGACCCGCUCAAACAUGUCGUGCACCACAGUGACGGUGGAAGUUUGUCUUUGUACAGUAAAUGUACAGUUCCAGUGCAGUCAGUGUGUAAAUGUGGAGCUUUUCUCUGGUUCGCCCACUAGGUGUCACUAGUUAUUAAUCUCACAAUAAACAUACGCUUUCUGUCAUGACAUAUUUUCUUCUUGCUGCGUUUGAAGGACUGAACCUGUUUCUGCCUGAUUUAGCUCUUUGAGUCCUUUAUAUUCCUGCUUUUCUUUAAGGAAGCCAAAAAUAUCAGCCUAAAAAUUAAAAACAUUAGUUUCUCACAGCAAUUCCAAGCAUAGUGAGAUAUUUAAGAACCGAUUCCAGCUUUUUAAAAAAAGAAGCAGAAACAGGCAAAUUCGGGCCUUUAGCGUCGACUGAAAACAGCUUAUAUCCUGAAGGAAGGUGUGUUUACAGCAUGAGUUACCUGGUUUUGGUCCAGCUUUUAGAAGAUUCCGGUUUUGUUUUGCACAUCUGAUCCUGGUUUCUGGUCGUGUUGUCUUUAAAUCAAGUUCCAGUAUGUAAAACAGAUCAUAUUUCUCGUUCAGAAUGAGCGUUUAACUGGCAAACACCAACAAUAAGAAACACAAUGAGUGUUAUUUUACAGAAAUCACUGCAUUUUGGAGUUAUUUUAGAGCAUUUAAUUCACAAAAAUGUAUAUUAUGAUUGAGUAAACGAAACAGAAAUGAAUGAAACUGGUUAAAAUUGAACAUUUAUUCUCAUUUCUAAUCAUUUUGACACUGAGAAGCACCAAGAACUCCUCCAUGCAGAACAAACCCUGCAUGCAUUCUGCAGAAAAUAUGAUCAGAAACCUGAAUCUUGUAAAUGCUGAUCAAAAAAACAGGUAAAGUUGGAUGCUGGUCCACAUGAGCUUCAGUUUAAAGCUAAUGUGAAAGCAGAGGAUGUUAAAAUGCAUCAAAUAUUCCAAAAUAAACUGUUUUAGCAAAGUUACGUGAUGGUGUUUGGGUACUUGAAUGCACCACAGAUGGUUUACAGCAGCAUGAAAACAACUUCUGCAGGAAAUGUGACAAACUGAAGUGAAACUAAAGAAAUCUGUGAAAUCAGAUUCAAAGUUUAAUGAGCAGGAAUCUAAAAACAUCAUUUUAAAGAGUGAACAUCCAGAACCCGCUUCUGUCCUUUAAAACGCUGAGAGAAUAAAGCUCCUCGUCACAGAACGGAACUCAGAUGUGGUUGUUUUCUGGAGAUCUGCGGUCUAGAGCCUCUAUUUUGAUAACUUCACUAAGUGUACUUUGAGUUCUCCGGUUUUCCAGUGACUGUGUUUGUGCUUCAGACUCACUGCAUGCCUCUAACUUCUCAUUCUGGGUUCAGUCUGUUUCUUCUUCUUCUCAUCAGCAUGGAGACGCUUCAAUAAUAACAGUGACCACUCUCUGAAUAUAAUAAAGAAUUUGAUGUUUUUCUA
Messenger RNA from Acanthochromis polyacanthus (spiny chromis), 8587 nucleotides. RefSeq names its product CAP-GLY domain containing linker protein 3 (gene clip3). The record is from RefSeq and is a predicted model, not a curated record. Gene Ontology annotation, biological process: cytoplasmic microtubule organization. Gene Ontology annotation, cellular component: microtubule plus-end; cytoplasm; nucleus. The transcript is spliced from 15 exons. Bases 177 to 2126 code for a protein of 649 amino acids. Lineage: Eukaryota; Metazoa; Chordata; Actinopteri; Pomacentridae. Gene Ontology annotation, molecular function: microtubule plus-end binding.